Aspergillus saccharolyticus JOP 1030-1 is the source of this 498-nucleotide messenger RNA. RefSeq lists its product as uncharacterized. The transcript has 3 exons. Lineage: Eukaryota; Fungi; Ascomycota; Eurotiomycetes; Eurotiales; Aspergillaceae. The coding region runs from base 117 to 437 and encodes 106 amino acids. The record is from RefSeq and is a predicted model, not a curated record.
CUGCUCAGUGCCUUCUGCUGCUGCUGCUGCUGCUGCUGCUGCUGUGCAGGCCUUUCUGCCUGUUCCACUGUGGCUCUAGUGCGUGGUUGACAGGGAGGAUACUCAGGCGAGGAUAGAUGACAAUUGCUGCUCAUCAUUAUCAUCACCAGCAUCAUCAUCAUCAUCAUCAUCAUCAUUAUUCUCGCCGAGGACUGUGCAGACGGACACCGGAUGAGGCAAGGAGGCAGUUAUUCAUUCCCCCUCCAACUUCCCGACCUCAGAAGAAUGUGUGGUUUAGAAGAAGUCGAGCGACUAAUUCUUCACCCUCUACCUACAGAAGAUUGGCAGAAUGUGUGAAAUUGACAAUGCUAUCGAAGGAUGUCAGCUCCGACCGGCAGACGGAUCUACUUCGGGUUCCGUGCUGGUGGUACAGGCAAUCAAUCACCGGUUCCAAGUAGAAAAAGAGAAAAAGACUAGACAGAAAUCAGAAAGACAGCGAACUUGACUGAUUCAUGAGCG